Ruditapes philippinarum (Manila clam) is the source of this 4399-nucleotide messenger RNA. Its product is annotated as TATA element modulatory factor-like. The coding region runs from base 157 to 4398 and encodes 1413 amino acids. The record is from RefSeq and is a predicted model, not a curated record. The transcript has 24 exons. Gene Ontology annotation, cellular component: Golgi apparatus; endoplasmic reticulum. NCBI's taxonomy places the organism in Eukaryota, Metazoa, Mollusca, Bivalvia, Venerida, Veneridae.
GCACUUUCACAUGCAAUUUAAGGCUGAUAAUAUCCGAGUAUUUCCAAAUGAAAACGGAAAUGAAAACGUCAACAAACUCUGACUAUUUUUUCAGUUUUAUCAUUUAUAUUGCUGACAACUCGCUUUAAGGUGGUACAGAGUAAUUAAUUGUUAAUCAUGAGUUGGUGGAAUACAUCAAACUUCACAGACUUGGCAUCGAAAGCUCUUAAAAAUGCCCAAAAGAAAAUUGACAGUGCACUUGAAAUAAGUGAAGGGACUGCAGGUCAGGACACCACUGGAGCCUCAGUGCAGAAGGCAGAGUCAAAAAGCAAAGGUGAUUUUUGGGGAACGUGGGGUAUUGGAUCCACAAGUGAUGAUAAUACAGGUGCUGCAGGUGCCUGGUCCUUACCUUGGGGUGCUAGUACAGGUGAAACUGUACCUGGUACUACAUCUGACUCUUUAGUAAAAGUUAAAUCAGCAGAGGAAAUUAAAUCUGAAGUUCUUAAAGCUGCUAAAGAGAGAACAAAAGCAAAAGCAAAGUUAUUUCCGAAGAAAGUUAAACCAGGAUCAGGAAAUGAAAAACUGACUGAGUCAGUAACUGAAGUAAAGACAUCUGCAAGUGUAAAGUUAAAACCACCAGAUACAGGUGACACUGUGGCAAGUAGUGAUCCGGCAAGUAAAGGUACAAAGCAUGAAUCAGAAAUACAAACUACUGAAACAGUUCAGUCUUUUGAGACCCUGGAAGACACUAAAGACAGUACAUUAAAUGUCAUUGACACAAUCAUUGAGGGAAGUCUCACUAAAGAUAACCCUGCCAGUGACAUGGACUUGAUUGUCAAAACUAAAACUGAGGAUCUUACAAUUCACAGUGAAACAUUUUUUAAUAAAAGUGGUUCUAUUGAUAGUAAAAAUGAGGGCGAAAAAGAUCAUUUUCAUACAGAAAAUAGUGCUUUUAAAAAAGUUGAGAGAAAAAAUGUUGAAAUGCCUGAGCAAGAAAAACCUGAAAUCCAAGCAUGUAUGUCAGAAGAGACUACUGUUGUGUCAACAGUAGAUGAAGAGACUGAUGAAAGAUAUAAUAAACAAGAAAAGACUUGUAACACAGAAAGAGGUGAGGGUCAAGUUACUGAACCAGAAGUUGAAGCUGACACUGAUUCUCUGAAACACAGUGAUACAAGUGUUUUAGAAAAUGUUUCUGAGAAAAUUGAAAAAUCUUUAGAAGAGAACAUUGGAGACACAAAUAUCGAUGCUUCUGAUAUAAACUUAAUGCAAGAUUUUUCCUCUGGAGAUAUCUCAAGUUCUGUGGAGUUUGUUACUGACAGAGAUAUUCCUGUUGAUGAAAAUAUCCAUACAUGUGAUGCUGAACAGUCAAGCAGUGAUCCGGAAAUUAUUGAUUGUGAUAAAACAAAUUUUGAUGAAGAAUGUGACUCAGUGAAGAAAGUCUGUGCUGAUACCCCUUCUUAUGAACAAAUUGAAGAAGAACAUCAUGAAAAUCUUCAUACAGGAGAUGAAUUCUCAAAAGAAGAGGGUAAAACUUCAGAGACGUUGGUAACAGAAACUAGUCAAGGAUCUGGUUCAUUUAAUGAAUUAAAAACGGAAUCAGAGUUACCUGAAGAAGGAACCAUUAACCUUAAUGAAAAUUUGCAAACAGAUAAAGUGGAAAGAGUUGAAACUGAUUCUGCUCAACCAGAAGAUUCUAUUAAUAUUUCUUGUGAUGAAUCACUGUUGAUGAUUUUACCCGAGUCAGUAACUCCAGAGGCAGUGAAAUCAUUAAGAAGCUCAGAUUCAGAAUCAAGUGUGAACAAGCUAGAUACAAGCAUGGAAACAUGCACUUCAGAAGAUACUGUUAUAGAAUCUGGCACUGGUCAUGAUGAUUCAAUGAAUGAGAAAUCUGGUUUAGCGUCAAAAAUCCAUGAGAUGAAUGCUGAGCAAAACAUUGACAUUUCUGAAGACAAAGAUGGUGAAAACAUUGCAGAAACCUCAACAGAAAUGUUGGACAUUAAAAGUGAAAGUGAGGAGAAUGACAUGGAUAAAUGUACAAUAUCUCCAGCUCAUUCUUUUGUAAAGUGUAUGUUAGAGGAUGCUAUAGAGGAGGGUAAGCACGGAGAUGAUAAUAGUGAUAGUCAUUCUUCCAUUGAGAAGUCUGAAGGCUCUAGGAGUAUAUACAGUAACCAGGAAUCUGGAGAUGAGAUAGAUACAACCACUUCAUCAGAUAUUGAAAUCAUAUCAAUGCCUACUCCUAAUGGAGAAAAUAGACAGGUUUCACCACUUGAUCCUAUUCCAUUGAGAAUUGCCUUACAGAAGACCAGCUGGCGAGGAAGUCCUACACACAGACGGACAGACAGUUCUGACUCUAGCAAUGCAAGUGGUGCAAACUUUGAACUCAGUCCUGGCAGAGAAAGUUCAGAUUAUGCUGAAUAUCAUAAAGCCGAACAUGUUGAAGGUCACAGUCAUGCACCAGAGUUACCUGCCCUUAGUGAAGAGGAUGACAAUCCGUAUCAUCCACAACGAUUGUUGAAGGAUGAAACUAACACAGAGGAGUCACAUGACAUGAGGUCAGAAGGUCAAAUGUCCCCUGACCCACCUCAGAAAUCAUGUGAUCUUGACCAAAUGUCACAUGAUCCACAAACUCUCGAACAGAAAAUGGGUGAUAUGGCAGAGAUAUUACAGGCUAGAGAGGAGAAGUUGUUAACUCUAAGCAAGGAAAACUGUGAUCUCAUGGAAGCAAACAGUAUCCUUAGAAGCCAGUUACAGCAGGCAGAAGAGGCAAGGGAAGCAGAGAUGACCGAUGUUAAUGAACUGACAGCAGAAUUCACUCAAAGACUUACAGAUGCCGAGAUGAGAGUGUCUAGUGCAAUAAAAGAGAAGGAGGUUAUAAAGAAACAGUUACAAGAUAGCCAGGCAGAGUUAGCUAAGAGAGCAGGUGAUGUUAGUCUGAAGGAAAUACUGGCAGAGAAAGAAGAACAGAUAUCUGAACUCUUACAAGAAGGUGAAAAGUUGUCAAAGUCUCAGCUUCAAAGUAACACAAUUAUAAAGAAAUUACGACAGAAAGAAAAAGAUAAUGAUAGUACCAUUACAAGCCAAAAGAAGAAGAUUGAGACUCAGACAACAGAACUUGAACAUCUUCAUAAAGUUUUAGAAUCCAAAGAAGAUCUGGAGAAAAAACAAAGCGAGGCAAUUGCUCAAUUAACAUCAGCUGUAAAGAAACAAGAACAAGAAAUGGUCAAACUUAAGAGUGAACAUGAGGAUGCUACAGAGAAAGCUAGGGGUUUACAAGUGGCACUGGACAACUCUUACAAAGAAAUGGCGGAGCUACAUCGUAACAGUGCAGCCCAGGACAGCAAGGCCCAUGAAGCAGCCCUUAGUGCAGAGAUGCAAGUUAGGGAGGAACUGAAACGAGAACUGGAGAAACAACAACAACAACACAAGUGGAGUGUUGAAUCUUUAAAUAUGCAGAUAGAUGAUCAUAGAUUAAGUAUGACUAGAAUGGAGAAGGAAUAUAACAGAAGAGAAGAUUUAUUAAAACAAGAGAUUGCUGAUCUACAGAAGCAACUACAGGAAGAUGAAGCUAGGAACCAAGAACUUACUCAAGGUGUUUCUUUAGCCACACGUCCAUUAUUGAGACAGAUAGAGAAUCUACAGUCUACAUAUAAUGCUCAAUCUUCUACCUGGGAGAAAGUGGAGAGAAACAUAUCUGACAGACUUUGUAUUGAAGCUGCCCAGAUAGAAGUUAUGAAACAACAGAUGGGACAAGAAAUACAAGAUUUAAAGAAACAAAAGCUGCUCCUAGAAACACAACUAGAUGUGGAGAAAUCCAAGCUAGAACAGGAGAGGAAGAAAACUGUCAUGUUACAAGACCAGAUUAGAGAUCUGGAGAGAGAUAUAGCUAGAAGUUCGAGUAGAUCACGAGGUACUCCUGUACGAGCUACACCAUCUCCUGUCUCCGUAUCUAGACAAGAUAGUAUGGUCGGAAGUCUACAUGAACAUUCCUUCUCCGCUAUAACACAGGAGGAGUUAGACAGGAGUUUUGUGUUGGCAUCACCUAAUGGGAACAAACAAAGUUUAUAUGAGGCAUUACGACAAAGUGGAGCUGCUAACUUGCUCGAAAAUUUACAAUCACAAUUAAAACUCAGGGAGGGAGAGAUAUCUCAUCUCCAGAAUGAGAUAAGAACUUUAGAGCGUACUCGGGAAUCAAUGGCGAGAGAGUUGGUGGAUCUUAGUAACAAAAAUGACAAUCUCGAGGAGAAAGUGAAAGAUUUACCACUUUUAGAGGAACAAUAUACGGAUUUGGACCAGCGUUAUAAUGCGUUAUUACAGAUGUAUGGAGAGAAGACAGAGGAAGCUGAGGAAUUAAAACUUGAUCUUGUUGAUGUUAAGGAAAUGUAUAAAGCCCAGAUAAAUCAUUUAUUAAGCCAGUCCUGAC